This is a messenger RNA of Aspergillus steynii IBT 23096, 210 nucleotides long. RefSeq lists its product as uncharacterized. Bases 1 to 210 code for a protein of 69 amino acids. The record is from RefSeq and is a predicted model, not a curated record. Lineage: Eukaryota; Fungi; Ascomycota; Eurotiomycetes; Eurotiales; Aspergillaceae. The transcript is spliced from 2 exons.
AUGCGCGCAAAGGCACGACCGUUUCGACCCGGCUCCAUGCCGAUUACGUCGGCAGUGGCUCCUCCUAGCCUCCACCCCGAGAUCACCUGUCGCGAGCCCAGCGUGCAUUUCAUCCGCACCUCGAUAGACGGCUCCAAGGAUGGGCGAUGCGGCGAAAGCCCGCACGACCGAUUCAUCGUGGUCGUUGGGAAAUGUCGCCUAUGUCGCUAG